GAUACUAACUUGGGCUGCGGCUCCACUAGUAGAACACUGACUUGAAACUGGGUAUUCUGGAUGCUGCAGGUAUACAGAUACGCAGGCUCUGGACAGGAGUCGCGGAGGACUGCGUCUUUUGAGGACCUAGCACGGUGUUGCUAGAAAUAAGCUGGGGGUGAAGUAGAAUUACAAAAUCCAGUGGGUGGGGCAGGGUAACAAGUCAGGUGAUCUUUAGUUGACACCCUAUUGGGUUCUCACCUGAAAGAUGAGUGGAUGGUAAUUAGCUGGGUCACAGGCAGUGGUGAGCAUUUCACCAAGAGGAACCGGCUUGUGAAGAGGUACUGGAGUUGAAACAAAAUGGCAAAAAGUCUUUUGAUGACAUCAUCUCUGUCUUCAAGGACAAAACUAUUGCAGCUAACAGGAGUGUCACUUUAUAAUACUUCUCAUGGUUUCCAUGAGGAAGAGGUGAAAAAGAAACUUCAGCAGUUUCCUGGUGGAUCUGUUGACCUUCAGAAAGGAGACAAUGGCAUUGGUAUACUGACUCUGAACAACCCCAGUAAAAUGAAUGCCUUCUCAGGUGUUAUGAUGUUACAACUUCUGGAAAAAGUGAUUGAAUUGGAAAAUUGGACAGAAGGCAAAGGCCUCAUUGUUCGUGGGGCAAAAAAUACUUUCUCGUCAGGAUCUGACUUGAAUGCUGUGAAAGCCCUAGGAACUUCUGAGGAUGGAGUGGCCUUGUCUAUGUUCAUGCAAAACACCUUAACAAGAUUUACUAGACUACCUUUAAUAAGUGUUGCACUAGUCCAAGGUCGGGCAUUGGGUGGAGGAGCAGAAUUUACUACAGCUUGUGAUUUCAGGUUAAUGACUGCAGAGAGUGAGAUCAGAUUUGUCCACAAGGAGAUGGGUAUAAUCCCAAGUUGGGGUGGUGCCUCCCGGCUGGUCGAAAUCAUUGGUAGUAGACAAGCUCUCAAAGUGUUAAGUGGAGCUCUCAAACUGGAUUCCAAAAAAGCUUUAAAUAUAGGAAUGGUUGAAGAGAUCUUGCAAUCUUCAGAUGAAACUAAAUCUCUAGAAGAGGCACAAGAGUGGCUAAUGCAGUUUAUCAAUGGGCCACCAGAAGUCAUUAGAGCUAUGAAAAAGUCUGUUUGUUCAGGCAAAGAACUAUAUUUAGAAGAGGCAUUACAGAAUGAGAGGGAUCUCUUAGGAACAGUGUGGGGUGGACCUGCAAAUUUAGAGGCUAUUGCUAGGAAAGGAAAAUUUAAUAAAUAGCUCUUAAAAACAUGGAUGUACUACAAGUAAAGCUCCAAUGGUUAAUAUGCAUGAAGGUUAAAAUUACUUAAUAUGAACAGCAGAA
Messenger RNA from Dipodomys ordii (Ord's kangaroo rat), 1330 nucleotides. RefSeq names its product ethylmalonyl-CoA decarboxylase 1 (gene Echdc1). Lineage: Eukaryota; Metazoa; Chordata; Mammalia; Rodentia; Heteromyidae. Gene Ontology annotation, molecular function: enoyl-CoA hydratase activity. The transcript has 6 exons. The coding region runs from base 340 to 1245 and encodes 301 amino acids. Gene Ontology annotation, cellular component: cytosol. Gene Ontology annotation, biological process: fatty acid beta-oxidation. The record is from RefSeq and is a predicted model, not a curated record.